CCGUGCGCCGCGCGUUCCYGGCCCGCGCGUUCUGGGAGCGGCUCUGGCCGCGGGAGGAGCCGCCCGGCCCCACGGCGUCGUGUCGGCGCUGUCUUUCGGUCGCCGCAGGUCAGGGCGGUCGGCGGCGAGUUAACAAGUGUUUAAAACCCGGGCUAAACCAGAAGAUCAGAAGUGGGACCUCUCGGAGUCCAUCCAUCGAUCCYGAGGCAGAGGAUGCUGCUCAAACUCCGGGAGCUUUGAACCUCGCAGCUCUCCAUACUGCGGACCAUUCGGACCCGGCGUGGCUUCGUUCCCGCGCUUUCUGGCGUGCCGGGGUCAAGGAGCGCCGCGCAGGCGCACUGAGCCGAGGCGGUGGCCAUGGGCGAGGCAGGAGGCGCUGAGGAGGCCUGCCGGCACAUGGGAACCAAAGAAGAGUUCGUUAAAGUCAGAAAGAAGGACCUGGAACGGCUGACAACUGAAGUGAUGCAAAUACGGGACUUCUUACCUAGAAUACUAAAUGGGGAGGUACUGGAAAGCUUCCAGAAAUUAAAGAUUGUAGAAAAAAACCUGGAAAGGAAGGAGCAAGAAUUAGAGCAGCUGAAACUGGACUGUGAGCAUUUCAAAGCCCGCCUGGAAACGGUGCAGGCCGACAGCGGGAGGGAGAAGAAGGAGAAGCUGGCUCUUCGACAGCAGCUGAAUGAAGCAAAGCAGCAGCUCCUACAGCAGGCAGAAUAUUGUACAGAAAUGGGAGCGGCCGCCUGCACCCUCCUGUGGGGUGUCUCCAGCAGCGAGGAAGUUGUCAAAGCCAUUCUGGGAGGAGAUAAAGCUUUGAAGUUUUUCCGCAUCACUGGCCAGACAAUGGAAAGUUUUGUGAAGUCACUGGAUGGGGAUGUCAAGGAACUCGAUUCUGAUGAAAAUCAGUUUGUUUUUGCUUUGGCUGGAAUUGUAACAAAUGUUGCUGCAAUAGCAUGUGGUCGUGAAUUCUUGGUUAAUUCCAGUCGGGUGCUCUUGGACACAAUGUUGCAGCUGCUGGGGGACUUGAAGCCCGGACAGUGCACCAAACUUAAAGUGUUAAUGUUGAUGUCCCUGUACAAUGUGAGCAUCAAUUUGAAAGGCUUGAAAUACAUCAGUGAGAGCCCUGGAUUCAUUCCUUUGCUCUGGUGGCUUUUGAAUGAUCCAGAUGCAGAGGUGUGUCUUCACGUACUGAGGCUAGUCCAGUCUGUGGUUCUGGAACCAGAAGUCUUCUCCAAGUCGGCCUCCGAGUUCCGGAGCUCCCUGCCCCUGCAGCGCAUCCUGGCCAUGUCUGAGAGCCGCAACACCCACCUGCAGACAGCGGCCCAGGAGCUCCUGGAAGACCUCCGUGCCUUGGAGCAGGAUGUAUAGGUGCACUUGGCCACCAAGGGGCUUGGUGAGAAUGCCAGUGUCCCUCCCCUCYCCAAGUCCCUCACUUUGUAUUCAAAGCCAUCACCGUGUGCUGUGUGUUAGAGACAGCUAUCUGCGAUGGACUAGAGAUGGACGUGAAUGAUAUGUAUCCCACAUCUGUGCUACCUAGAAGAGCCUUUCUUAGAGCAGUGGCUUGCUGCCCAGUGGACUACCAUGACCUGUAGGUCACUGCAAAGAUGGAGAUUAGAUAACCCUCUACCUCAUGGUCAGCAUUUUUCUAAGAUACAUUUCUUUGAAAAGCAAUUCAUUCUCUCUAGUAAUUAUAAAAUCUCCAAAAUGCAGGUUUACCUUUGUGACCUUUUGGUGACCUUGCUAUUUCAGAUGACAUUGGACAUUUUAGGUCUUUAUUUUUUGUGCCUCUUUUAUUUUUGAAUAAAGAAAGUCAGAUGA
Molecule: messenger RNA, 1812 nt
Organism: Urocitellus parryii (Arctic ground squirrel)
Lineage: Eukaryota; Metazoa; Chordata; Mammalia; Rodentia; Sciuridae
Gene: Hsf2bp
Product: heat shock transcription factor 2 binding protein
Cellular component (GO): cytosol
Source: RefSeq, a predicted model, not a curated record